This is a messenger RNA of Prorocentrum cordatum, 3032 nucleotides long. Lineage: Eukaryota; Dinophyceae; Prorocentrales; Prorocentraceae. The record is from the annotation of a GenBank genome assembly.
AUGGCGCCCUCCCGCAGGAGCCACGCCGCCGGGCGCGGAGCACUGUGCGCCGCCCUCGCGGGCUGGGCCUUCGCGGCGCAGUGCUUCGUCUCGCCUGGCGCCCGCGGCGCCGCGGGUCCGCGCGCCCUCCGCGGCGGCGCCGAGCUGCGGCGUUUCCCGGGGGCGGCCGAGGAGGCCGCCCAGGACGCCCCGCGCCCGCUGGUCGGCCUCGCGGUCUGCGCCGCCUCCCUCGGCCUCGCGGUGGCGAUGGUGGCCAGCCCGGUGCGCGCGGACGACGAGGUCCAGGACACCCAGAGCACCAUCGCGGGCAAGAUCUCCAGGAAGAAGAAGAAGAGGGAGGCCCAGGUCGCCGAGGCGAAGAAGGAGGAGAGGGUGGCGGCGGCGCCGGCCGGGCAGGAGGCAGGCGGCGGCUUCAGCAUCUCCCUGCCGAGCUUCAGCAUCCCGAACAACUUCGGGGACUCCCCCAAGGCCGUGAAGCCCGCGGACUCCGAGGCGGCGCCUGUGAAGCCUUUCAAGGUUCGGGGGGACAAGGUCUACAUCAACCCUUCGGACGAGUUGGACCUCGACGAGGUGCCCCUCGGCGCGCCCAACCCGCCCCUGCUCGCCGCCUUCCUCUUCGGACCCUCGUUCAUCUACCUCGCCUUCUGGGUCCUGGGCUCCCUGGCUGAGCCUGCCGCGCUCCUCCGGGUGAGCUUCACCGAGGGUAUCCCGCACCACGGCUUCUGCCUCUACGCGCUGGCAGUUCUUGUGCCCCCGCAGCAGCUGACGCGGCUGCGGAGCACCGCUAACUUUGCAGCUGACCCUCUCGCCUUCGUCACGGACUACGGGACGCAGGAGAUCAAGGACAGCCUCGACGCCUACCUCCCCGUGGCCCCGGUGGCGGAGCCCCUGCUCGCCCGCUGGCAGCGCUGCAUCAACGAGCUGAGCGUGGAUUUCAGUGCACCACCGCCCGAGGCCUACGCGCAGCUGUGCUCUGACGGGCUUUGCGUGGCCCAUGGCGGAUGGCCGACCUACGGCCAGCUCCUGGAGGUCCUCACCAGAGGCAUCACGAUUGAUCAUACCAAGGUCUCCGAGGAGAAGCGGAAGCAUUGGUCAGCGCAAUUCCGACGCUGGACUCAGGAAAUAUGGAGCGCUGCGUCGCCCUGUUCCAGGCAGCCCGCGCCGUCCGCGGGAUUCAACGCCACUUCCAUGCGCGCCGAGUGGGAGCAGGUCUGGGCGCCGCCCGACUACACCACUGACGUGAGCGACCACGAGAUCGCUCGCUGGCACGGGUGGGCCCAGCACGUGACCCUUCCUGUCUCUGGAAAGGCCGCGGAUUGGAUUCCUUCGUUUGAAUCCUUUCGCAAAGCCGUGGGCUGCACCAAAGGAGCUGCAGGACUUGACGGGUGGUCAGGCGCCGAGCUCAUCUUCAUCUCGAAGGUGCUCCCCGUCAUGCUCCACGAGCUGUACGACUUGUGGGUCUCCACCGCGCACAUGGCUACCGCCCGCGAUGGCCACCUGCCCGCCGACCUCUCCACCGCGCUGUUCAGCAGGCGCGUUGUCGGAAUCCCGAAGCGGGAUGAGAAUGAGUCCCGACCGAUCUCAGUGGCGUCGACUCUGGCGCGAGCUCGGUUGACGGCAUUGGCUCCGUCCCUGCCGCCCUCCAUGGCUAAUCACUAUACUUGCAAGAUAGGAGUUCCAGUGCCACGCGCAGUUUCCGCAUGGCUCGUUGAAGGAGCUCGAGUGGGCGUUGAACCCGAUCUCACGAGGGCGCACGACACGGUCGAUCAUAGGCUGGCCGCGGCCGCCCUCAAAGCCCAGCAGAACCUCCUCCCGCCCCUGCGCCUCGCCAAUUUCCCAGCCUCCUACUUCGCCGAGCUGGGCCUUAUGUGCCUGGCCCUCAACGCGCAGUGGGGCGUCGAGCUGCGGGCGAGCGCUGACGACGACCCCCGCGUGUUGGAAGUUACGGGCGCGUGCCGCGGGGGCUCUUUGGACUUCUGGGUGACGGGCGGGGCCAGCCUGCACGCGGUCCGCGCGGCCCGGGCCACGAGCCUCACGGAUCAGAAGAAACAUGCCCUGAACAUUUACAUGCGCGGAGCAAUGCAGACGAGGAUUGCCCACAUUUUGAAGAGGGGCGGAUUCGGCUUCAAGUGCGCCGCCAAUUCCCUCCACAGUUCAGGAGAGAUCAACCUCGAAUUACUUCGAAGUGUGGUCAGCUUUGCAGUCAUGUGCCUCACGCUGCGGCGCAUUCUUGCGGGGAGCAGCGGUGUCGGUACCUGCAUUCCGGGGUUGCAAGCGGCUGUGCCCUCAGCGGCCCAGACGGCCAAGUCCUUCGCGGCGGCAGCGGCGAUGAGCGUCGAGACGCCCGACACCCAGAAGGACGAGUUCCGGAAGUACUUGGAAAAGAACGGGAUCAUCAAUCAGCUCACGCGCGUCUUGGUCGGGCUAUACGAGGAGCCCGAGCGGCCCGGCAACGCCGUGGACUACAUCAAGAAGUAUCUGGGUGCGCCCACGGGCGUGGACGUGGAGGAGUUGAGAGCAGAGAACACUGAGUUGAAGGAGGAGAACUCCAAGCUGGAGGCACGCGCCGACAUCAAUUUCCGCUUCUGCUUCGACGGGGCCCGGCGAGGCGAAGGCGAAGGUCGCCGCCCUCUCGGCCCAGCUGCGGGAGCUGCAGGAGGCCCAGGAGGAGUAGCGCGAGCCCUGAGCAACGCCCGCGGCGGCGGCGGCCAGCCCUGGGCAUAGGGUGUGGGGGGCCGAAGCUCCGUCUGGGCACCCGUCGGUGCAUCGGCGGCGCGGCGCGAUCUUCCGGCUCCAUCGGCUUGGGCCCCACUGUGGGCGCUCUCCGCGCUCCCCGGCCGUGCGCCGUAAGUACUGGGCGCCGCGACCGGCGCCAUGGCUCCAGGGGGCCCACGCGCCGAGCAGACCGGGGACGUUCUCGGCGCGGCGCGCGCGCUGGCCCUGGACGCCUGGGCGGACCGCGGGCCGCGAGCGUCUGCGGCGGAGAGCGCCUGCUGCCGCGACCUGCCAGUUCGGCACGAUCGGGACUCGGA